Messenger RNA from Cryptotermes secundus, 4801 nucleotides. RefSeq names its product zinc finger protein 239. NCBI's taxonomy places the organism in Eukaryota, Metazoa, Arthropoda, Insecta, Blattodea, Kalotermitidae. The transcript is spliced from 4 exons. The coding region runs from base 926 to 2107 and encodes 393 amino acids. Gene Ontology annotation, cellular component: nucleus. The record is from RefSeq and is a predicted model, not a curated record.
AUAUCGUCCCGUACCGUACCGAGCUGAGUAUCGCAUCUGUGGGAGCCUUUACGCCAAUGUCAGAACAAUCAGAACCCUUUCGAAUCUACUUCUACCAACACGGAUCACUAAAUGUAUAACAACAUACGACAGAUAUUGUGGGUAUUGAUCCGUCGAUGUUGCGGUUGAACUGUAAAUGUACACUAUGUGUGUGGUGUACGUCUCUCUACGUAUCUGAUUUUGUUGUUUGUUAGUAAUGGUGACCAUUGUGACUAAUAGUCGACGUGAAUAUUAUUAUAGAAACCGAAGUAUAAACACCCAAUAUCAUAGGUAUAAUAAAUGUGCUGUAAUCGUCUCAGUGUUAUGGGUUGUGAACAUUACAGACUACACGUUUCGUUGUUUUGUAUAAUGUAUAAGCGGUGGGCCUAAUCGGCUCUUGCACCGCGACCUGCUGUGGUCUGUUGUGCUUCGUUGUUGUUAAGUUAUGCAUGUUAGAGCCAACUUAGAAAUCAAGCCGGAUUUGUGUAUACAUGUUAAUGAAAGCAUUAUCCAGUAUCAUUUUAUAGUAAUUCGUGCUUCCACCAGCAGACUUAAGAUGUUUAAUUGGUUACGAAGAGUACUAUUUUCUGCGAUAUAACGCUGUGUAAUCCCGUGAUUCUCAACGGUCUAUGCUGCAUUAUGUCCCAGAAGAUAACACUGCUGAUAACCACCCCUGUGAAAACCACAAAUUGUACAUGUAAUUGGUUAUAUUUUUGCAGUAUUUACGUUUGAAGUGUAUUUUAAACAUUUUGCACACGUAACGAUUGCAGCCUUAAGACCAGCUCUGUGGUCAGCCCAGUUUUCUAUCCAAUGAGGUACCAAGUACUCUUUUCCUGCAGAAGGAUCUGUUGCUUAAUGUGGACUUCAGACCACAGAUGAUGUUCUAGAUGCCUGAGUUAAAUGGGAUAUGGAGGCAGAGGAACUCACUGCCCCAGAUGAUAUAUGUCAUGAGAAUAUGGUCAUUGUGUCAGUUAAAGAAAAAGUGAAUGGAGAAAUUGGCACGCAGAAAGAUGGAGAGUGUUCUGACAUAACUUCUGGUACUGUAGAUACAGAGCAAUACAUGCAAGAAUAUAUGGAGCUGGAAGAUAUUGAAAGAAAUCGUGUAAUGGAGACUACCAGUCAGCAAGGUGAUGAGAGGGAAGCAACUUUGGCAACUGAGCUAGCUGUGUCAUUUGCCCCCUGCAUUCAGUCAUCAUUCCACAUAGCUGAUAGACCUCAUGAGUGCCAUGUUUGCAGCAGAAAGUUUGCACUGAUUGAUGACCUUGAGAAGCAUUCCUUAAUACACACAAGAGGACAGCCACAUGAAUGCCUUUUAUGUAAUAAGAAAUUUACACGAAUAACUGGCCUCAAGACACACUCACUCUUACACGCCGGUGAACGACCACAUAAAUGUAGUGAGUGUAAUAAAAAGUUUGUACUAGUCUCUGAUCUGAAGAGGCAUAUCUUGAUACAUAGUGGUGAACGUCCUUAUAAGUGCACUAUAUGUAUUAAGAAAUUUACACGAAUAACUCACCUCAAGAAACAUGCUCUAACGCAUACUGGGGAACGUCCUCACGGAUGUGGUGUUUGUGGAAAAAGAUUUACGUUUCCUAGUGAUUUGAGAACACACACACUGAUUCAUACAGGAGAAAGGCCACACGAAUGUACACAAUGCAAUAAGAAAUUUAGAAAUCUGAAUGUUCUUAAGAGACAUUUAUUGAUACAUACAGGACAGCGGCCUCAUGAAUGUACCAUGUGUGAACGGAAGUUUAGAGAUUUAACUGACCUCAAGCAACAUACACUUAUUCACACAGGGCAACAGCCUCAUGAGUGCCAAGUAUGUGGUAAGAAAUUCACGCGGAUGACAGAUCUCAGGAAACAUUCGCUAAUUCACACAAGAGAACGACCUCACCACUGCACUAUAUGUAACAAGAAGUUCAUCCGUAUGUCUGACCUGAAGACUCAUUCACUUAUACACACAGGAGAACGUCCCCAUGAGUGUAAUGUGUGUUGUAAAAAAUUUACUCGAAUAAGUCACCUCAAGGAACAUACCCUAAUACAUACCAGGGAGAAAAAUCAUGACCAUAAAAUUGUUAAAGGUGUACGUUGAGCACGGAACCGAGCCAUGAUCCUCACAGUCUCAUGUAAUUUGUUAUUCUUUACACUACAAGAUUCUUUUGAUCUGUGAUAGCUUGCUUGAUUCUUUUCAAGAUACAAGUAGACAGUGCCUUAUUUCUGUGCAACAUUGCACUUACAUGCAGUGCUGAUUGCAUCAUGAGAUAAUAAACACGUGCUUCCUCAUACAUUUGUUCACUAUUUACACUGAAAUAAGGACACACAUCUUUCUCACAUGGAACAAGGAGGUUAGUGUAGCAGAAACACACUUAACUUGUAUGUGGAGCCACACACUUUGAAGCUCAGCCUGGCUACAAACUUUCCUGGCUGAAGUUUAAUUUUUUCUUGUCUCUUAAGGUGAAACCUUGUGAAAUGUAUCAUGAUGGCUUCCAUAGAAAUCAAUAUCUACCCUCCAUUUAUGGCCACAUUUCCAUCUUGCUCAACAUUAUUUAACUCUUGCAGUUGAAAUGGUGUAAUUAAUCCUAAUUAUACAGGGAUAGGAAGUUUAAAUCUUCCAUACUAUGUCUGUGAUUACCAGAUUUUAAGUGUGUGGGGGGGGGGCGUCAGCUAGUGAUGGUGUUAGUGUUAAAAAACAUAUCUUUGAAACUUUAACUGCUUAAUGUUCUAUUCAGAAUUAUUCAAAAGGAAACAUAUUUUCAAAUUCUACAGUAUUAUUUACUUCUAUAAGAACUGUUUCCAAGAAAAUUUAUAGAUUUCUGAAAGAAAACAGUGUACAGUAUUAUGUAUGGUAUAUUAAUCCACAUAUGCAACACUUGCAUUUCUAGAAAUGUUUUUCUUCUCACAUUGUGAAGGAACCUUGAUUUAGAAGUUUUAACUUUAUAUGCUAAAUACAGAAACAUGGAUCUUUACAAGGCUGGCUUUGCAUUUGGAUCUUCCUCUUGGUGUGGAUUAUGGGUGAGGUGUCUGCACUCAUUUCCAACAGAUUUUGAACCAGAGUCCAAUGAAACAUUUGGUGGUCUAUUUUUCUACCAUAGGAUAAUAAAUGAUGUGGUCAAUAUCAUUAGUGAGACUGAUCAAGUAAAAAAAGAUGUCCCUCUAUGAAGAGCACAACAACUUCAUCUAUGGCUCAGUGUUCAGAUGGGCUGUAAAAUUUAUCAUGGGCAUUACUCGUCAUACCAAAAAGAGAUGUAAGCACGCUGACUGAUAUAGAAAAAUGUAUAAGUCUCGUUAUAUGAAAAAGUUAGUUUCAUUUCAUGAUAUUACUGUUAAAUGAGGUAUAGAACUCUUCAAGAAUGGACCAAAAACAAUAUUUCGGUGUAUUUGACAUAGGGUGCCUCUUGUAUCUACAGUCCACUUAGACCUCCAAUGAAAGGAUGGGAACCACCAGAAUCCCAAUGAUAUUUUGGUCUUUACUAAAUUGUGUUUUAGCUUCUGCUUGCAUUACUAUGCCAUCCAUUUAUGCUGUUUUCAGGUUCACUUUUACUGUCAGAUGAGUCUUUCUCUGACGUGAACUCUGUUCAUUAUCAUUUUUAACUUCUGGAAUGAAAGGACGUAAUUAUCAUGCAGACCACUUGACACCAUUAUGUUUCAUGGCAAGCAGUGUGGUUCAUGCAUGGGUUUUUUUUAUUUGUCACCAGUAGGCAGAAGUUAUCAUCUCCAUUAGCCAUUUAUUAGUUGCAGUUAGUGAGCAGUGUGGAAUGUCUUGAUGCGGUAUACUUUAGAGCAACGUAUAUUUCUGUAUGACACCUACAUGAAAUACGGAUCUGCUAGGAAUUCCAUAAAAAUUCUGAUGUAAAUUUCUUGAUGAAAGAAUUCUAAACAGAUAACAAUUCACAAUUUGGUGAAUAAACUUAAACCAACAGGACUCUUAAUAUACAAGAAACAAAAACCUAAGCGCCGAGUGCUUAAUGAGGAGAAGUUAGGUGACACAGGGGCUUGAUCAUACAUCAAAAAGUCACUGCAACAUCUAGCUCAAGAGACUGGAAUGUCGAAAUCUAGUGCAAAAAUGGCAACACGAUUGCGGAAGCUUAGACCACAUAGAACAACGGUAAUGGACACAUGCCUUGCAGCCAUGCAAUCCAGCUAGCAGUGUUCAUUUUUGCAGUUUGUUUCUAUAUCUGUUUUCAAAGGUGAUAUCAGUCCCCAGUUGGUAUUCUUUUCUGUUAAAGUGUGAUUUCACUAGCAGGGAUACAUAAAUAUGUAAAUUAAUCGCUGUUGGAGUUCACAGAAUCAACAUCAAACCCAUGAAGUCCUUCUCCAUCCAGUGAAAGUUAGUGUCUGGUGUGUUGUAAGUGCAAGAAGGAUUGUUGUACCUGUGUUUUUAAUGGAACAGUUAAUUGCAAAAGAUGUCUAUGUGUAGAGGGACAGCAUUUUCAACACCUCAUGUGAUCUGUAUAUUGAACUUCAUUCCGAACUUUAUUGGCUGUCCAUUCACUUUGUAUUUGGUCCAGAUGUUCUCAUCAUCAACCUGUUCUCAAGCACUCCUAAUCUGUGUUCCUCCCUUAAUGUCAGAGACCAAGUUUCACACCCAUAUGGAACCACAGGCAAAAUAUAGUUUUGUGUAUUCUAAUUUUUAAUUUUUUAGAUGGAAGAUGUGAAGAUAAAAGAAUCUGGACUGAAUGGUAGGGAGAAUUAUGUGAAUUCAAUUUCCCCUUAAUUUCUUUCUGAAUCAAAUUUUGAUUUGUUACUGUCGUUCCCAAAUAUUUUAACUGUCCCACAUUUUCAGAAC